CAUUGUCAUUUUGUUAUCUCUGUAGUCUGUAAUGGCCAAGUGUUAAAAAAUACGCUGAGAUUGUUACUCUCUAGUGUCUACUUUACAGGACCAAGUAGAAGGUGCUUAUGGUUGGUAUUUUGGGGAAGAGAGGCAAAAGGAAGAAAUGGGUCUAGUUCUCAAUCCACUUUUUGAUGGAACACUAUCGUUAAAGAAUUUAAGACUGCAUGGUUGUCCUAGGAUUUCACCAAAGUUCUCUUCUUUUGUUGGAAAGAAUGUUAAAUUUAGCGAAUACUCAGCAGUUCAAUCAUUCUCACAAGGUGGUUCACUGGUGGCAGAUAAUAGUAAAAGUUCACCUGAAUAUGAGGCUAACUAUUGUGAUGAAGGAGAAUCAGAGGUCCUCCCACAAGUACAAACUCUUAGAGAAAUUCCAAAGAAGGAGCUUGCAGCAAAAGUUGUCAUGGUCAGAUUUGAUAGUGCAAUUUUGUUAAAGGAAGAACUUGACAAGAGUUCUCAAUCAGUUUCCAAUGCAAUUUUGACCAUCAAGUAUUUACAUGAAAGUGGCUCCAAAAUCAUACUCGUGAGUGACUGGAAAAAGAAAAUUAAUUCGAAACUUCUUGAUGUAGAGUCUGCUGCAGAUAUCCUAUCAUCAAUUCUACAGCUCAGAGUUGUUGCUCUACAUUGUAUUUCUACUUACUUGCCAAUGAAGAUGGAGGCCCUCAGGAUUGCAGAUAUUUUCCUUCUAGAGAAUCUUUCUGAGUUUAAAGAGGAAGUUGCCAAUUGUCUAAGAUUUGCCGAACUGUUAUCAUCAGGAGUUGAUAUUUUUGUUAACGACUCCUUUUCUUUGUCUCAUAAAAUUCUUGCAUCAACGGUUGCUGUUGCUCAUUUUUGCUCUGCCCAUGUUGCUGGUUUUCACUUUGAGAAAAGCUUGUUCCAGCUGAAGAAGGCUGGAACAACUAAUAAAAAGCCUUAUAUUGCAAUUAUUGGAGGGGGCAAUCUCUAUGACAAAGCAGCAGCCUUGCAAUUUUUAGCUUCUAAAUGUGAUGGACUGGUCUUUGUUGGAAUGAUGUCAUUUCAAAUAAUGCAUGCUUUAGGAUAUUCUGUUCCUUCAAGUCUAAUAGAGCCUAAGGCACAUAAAGCAGCUCUGGACAUAAUUCACUUUGCACAUAAAAGAAAUAUCUCAAUUCUGUAUCCCAAAGAUUUUUGGUGCACAAAUGCUCACGUGAUGAAUGAAAUGGAAGUAGUUCCUGCUCAUCAUCUUUUGGAUGGUUGGUUACCUGUUGAUCUUGGGCCUAUGUCUCUGGAUGAAAUAAAUACUUUACUUGUGAAAUCCAAGAAAAUAAUAUGGAUUGGUCCACCAAAAUUCAAAUUUUCGAAUCCAUGUAUAAAUGGAGCAUCUAAAUUGGCUCAAGUGCUGGAUGAACUUAGUCAACCAACUUGUGAUGUAACUGUUGUGGGGAAUCUGGCAUGCAAAGCAGUAAUGGUGGAAUCGAGUUCUCUUUUGGCUUAUGAUUUGAUUGAGAAUGCUUCAGUUGUAUGGGACUUUUUCAAAAGAAGGAAUCUUCCUGGAGUCAUGGCCUUAGAUAGAGCAUAUCCAUUCAAGAUCGACUGGAGUGCUGUCUACCAUGACCCUGCUCAACCUUUGGUAGUUGAUAUUGGAUGUGGUAAUGGAAUGUUUCUCCUGGGAAUGGCUAGAAGGAAAAAGGACUUGAACUUUCUCGGGCUAGAGAUUAAUAAAAAGCUUGUAAGACGUUGUCUGGAUUCUGUUCAUCAGUCUGGCAUUUCGAAUGGGCACUUCAUUGCAACAAAUGCAACAACAACUUUUCGUUCCAUAGUUUCUAGCUAUCCAGGAGAGUUGGUCCUUGUUUCGAUUCAGUGUCCAAAUCCUGAUUUCAACGACCCAGAACACAGAUGGAGAAUGCUGCAGAGGUCAUUGGUUGAAGCAGUGGCAGAUUUGCUUGCACAUGAUGGCAAGGUAUUUCUGCAAUCUGACAUAAAAACAGUUGCAGUGAGAAUGAAAGAAUUAUUUCUGAAAUAUGGCAGGGGAAGGCUCAUGCUUGUUAAUGACCAAUUCGAAGCAACAAUUAGAGUGUGGCUUGAGGAGAACCCAUUUGGUGUGAGGUCAGAUUGGGAACAACAUGUAAUAGAUCAGGGACGCCCAAUGUACAGAUUAAUGCUUUCCAAAUCAACAAAUGGCGAGUGAUGCUAAGAAUGCCUGGUGCGGGAAAGCUGGCUAUGCCACAUAAGUUGGUUUCAGGAUACAGUCACACACUGAGCGUAUGCUUUCUCAGAUGGAAGUAUUUCCAAUAAUAUUCUAUUUGUUAAUAUAAUUUUUUGGGAAUGGAAAUAUUUUAGUCCCUCCAGUUAUCAUCUUGCAGAAUACCGUUGCAUUCAAAGAAAUUGGAGAAAUGAGAUAGAAAGAACGGCACUACCUUGGGAAUUUACUUCUAUAUAAUUGCAGUAAUGGAUCCCCCUAGAAGGAAAGCCGGAUACCGGGCUCUUUUAUGUUACCUGCAUACAGGAUUUCAGAGAAGACAGGUGCAGAAAAGGAGCAGUUAUUUGUAUCCAGAAUUGUCUGCUUCUCCUUUAUUUAUUUUUUCAAAUUUCUUUUCUCUAUGUAAUGUAAAUAGGAAACAGCUAAUUGGUCACCUUUCAGUUGAUGUUCACUCAGGACCUGUAACAUUGUGGAGUAAAUUUGUAUUAGUCCUUCUCUUGUCAUCUUCUUAAUCUAUCUGUAUUAUCCCUUUCUUUUCUUU
Molecule: messenger RNA, 2735 nt
Organism: Ricinus communis (castor bean)
Lineage: Eukaryota; Viridiplantae; Streptophyta; Magnoliopsida; Malpighiales; Euphorbiaceae
Product: phosphoglycerate kinase
Exons: 13
Coding region: 146-2182 (678 amino acids)
Biological process (GO): gluconeogenesis; tRNA methylation; glycolytic process
Cellular component (GO): tRNA methyltransferase complex; cytosol
Molecular function (GO): ATP binding; phosphoglycerate kinase activity; tRNA (guanine(46)-N7)-methyltransferase activity
Source: RefSeq, a predicted model, not a curated record